AUGGCGAAGCAGCGUAAUCCCACAAAGCCUUCUAAAACAUAUGUCGAGGACAAGAAUGCUGCGAUAGAUCUGGCGAGGUCCGUGGCCGACAUAGCGGAGGAGAAAGCCAAAACAAAGAUCAGAAACCGCCACUUGACGGCAGCCACCAGAGACACCAGUAAGACAUCUGUGAUCGCGAAUCCAGCGACAGGGCGCACCUCGACCUCGACGUCCUCAAAAGGGAGGCUUGAGCGCGCGAAAGCGGCCGUUGCCGCACGAGCCGCCCAGGCCAAGCGAGCCAAAGCCAAAGGGCGAAAGAAGGCUCGCUCUGCGCACGGUCAACACAUCGAAGCCACCGCGGAACAGACGGAGGUUUCCACCAUCGCACGGAGGGCUCCCGGAGGCGCGAAAACCGGGGACGAAGGCGCGAAGCGCGUUCGGUUCGGUUGA
Molecule: messenger RNA, 429 nt
Organism: Epithele typhae
Lineage: Eukaryota; Fungi; Basidiomycota; Agaricomycetes; Polyporales; Epitheliaceae
Exons: 4
Coding region: 1-429 (142 amino acids)
Source: RefSeq, a predicted model, not a curated record